Urocitellus parryii (Arctic ground squirrel) is the source of this 1365-nucleotide messenger RNA. Lineage: Eukaryota; Metazoa; Chordata; Mammalia; Rodentia; Sciuridae. The record is from RefSeq and is a predicted model, not a curated record.
AUGUUGGGUCCCAGAGCUGCCGCGAGCCGGCGCGCCGCCGUCUCGGCUGUCAGCCCGGGCCUGCGCCUGCGGCCGCGGAGCCACCUCUCCCGCUUGUUUCCACUAAGCGGACCCCGCAUCACGCCUCGGGCGGGGGCUCUCCAACGCAGGGUUCUGUUCUUUGCGUUCUUUGUCCCCUUUGUGCGCCCUCCUGCUCUCAACCAGAAGCAGCAUCCGACCACUUCGAGAAAGUCGGAAAAAUUCUCGGAUCCAAGACUCCCUCCUCCAUAUCAGCGUCUAGGUGGCAGCGACCCGGAACCAGGCUUAGGAAAGUCUCUCCAACAGGAUAARACAGAUCAAAGAGGAAGCCCUCUCCAACAUCCCUUAAGCCCCGGGUAUUCUUUUAGCAACCAUUCCCUGGACAUCACCAGCUGGAUUCUGGGCUGGGUUCUGGAUGUGCGGAAGGCAAUCUACAGAAAAAGAGAGGAGCUGCAAAUAAUAGAGAAAGCUCGGAGACAUCAACUGGAAGAUCUUCACUGGCACAUCACCUCAUUGAAUCACUUAUUGGACAGCUUGGAACCACCUGGAGAACCAGGACCUUCCACCAAUAUUCCUGAAAAUGAUACUGUGGAUGGUAGGGAAGAAAAGCCUGCUGCUUCUGAUUCUUUUGGAAAACAGUCUACUCAGGUUAUGGCAGCAAGUAUGUCAGCUUUUGAUCCUUUGAAAAACCAAGAUGAAAUCAAUAAAAAUGUAAUGUCAGCGUUUGAUUUAACAGAUGAUCAGGUUUCAGGGUCACCCAGUGUUCCUUCAGACGACCUUUCAGGAAGGUCUGACAGCAUUGCUUCCUCCUCUUCAGCAGCUCACCCACCAGGAGUUCAGUUACAACAGCCUCUAUAUACAGGAGCCCAAACACAAGCAGGUCAGAUUGAAGGUCAGAUGUACCAACAGUACCAGCAGCAAGCCAGCUAUGGUGCCCAACAGCCUCAAGCUCCACCUCAGCCACCUCAGAAGUAUGGUAUUCAGUAUUCAGCUAGCUAUAGUCAGCAGACUAGACCACAACCUCAGCAGUUUCAGGGAUAUAGCUAGCAACCAACUUCCCAGGCACCAGCUCCUACAUUUUCUGGUCAGCCUCAGCAACUGGCUGCUCAGCCACCACAGCAGUACCAGGUGAGCCGUUAUCCUACCCAAAUGUCUCAGUCUACUAAUUAUACCGUGGCCCCUGCCUCUCAGCCUGGAAUGGUUCCAAACCAACCCAGGGCUUAUCAACCAAGACCAAGUUUUACUACACCUUCUGGAAGUACCAUGKCCCCUCCUCCAAGUGGGCCUGACCCUUAUGCACGUAACUUUGGUCAGGGCUAUACCCAACCUGGACCUGGGUAUCGAUAA